UUGGGGCUGGAGAACUCAGAACUGUGUUUGGAAGGAGGCAGGAGACUGUAGGAUCCAGACCCUGUGUGGCUGGGUAGGGUUCAAGUUGAAGUACUGGGAGGUGAGCAGGAAGGGGAGGGCCCUUUGAGAGAUCUUGGUCGACGGAGCAGUUGCCAUGGGAAUGGAGUGAGAGCCUGAACUGGAAGAGGUUACACGUUGUACGGGUCAGAUACCUACUGCUGCCCAGAGCAGGGCUGGAAGCCGAGCUGCAUUCCUUGCUGCAGACCUGGGGUUCAGAGGGUGACGCUUGCCAGUGCCCCCCAGCUCCGAUCCAGGCAUCAUGCAUCGGACCACACGGAUCAAAAUCACAGAGCUCAACCCUCACCUCAUGUGCGCCCUCUGUGGAGGGUACUUCAUUGACGCCACCACCAUUGUGGAGUGCUUGCAUUCCUUCUGCAAAACUUGCAUCGUGCGCUACCUGGAGACCAACAAAUACUGUCCCAUGUGUGACGUGCAGGUCCAUAAAACCCGACCACUGCUGAGCAUCAGAUCUGACAAAACCCUCCAAGACAUUGUCUACAAGUUGGUACCUGGGCUCUUUAAAGAUGAGAUGAAACGGCGACGGGACUUUUAUGCAGCAUACCCCUUGACAGAGGUCCCCAACGGCUCCAAUGAGGACCGCGGGGAGGUCCUGGAGCAGGACAAGGGGGCUCUUGGGGAUGAUGAGAUCGUCAGCCUCUCCAUCGAGUUCUACGAAGGAGGCAGGGACCGGGAAGAGAAGAAGGGCCUUCUGGAGAAUGGAGAUGGGGACAAGGAGAAGCAGACCGGGGUGCGCUUCCUGAGGUGCCCAGCAGCCAUGACCGUCAUGCACCUUGCCAAGUUUCUCCGCAACAAAAUGGAUGUGCCCAGCAAGUACAAGGUGGAAGUUCUCUAUGAGGAUGAGCCGCUGAAGGAAUACUACACCCUCAUGGACAUUGCCUACAUCUACCCCUGGCGGCGGAAUGGCCCUCUUCCACUCAAGUACCGUGUCCAGCCAGCCUGCAAGCGACUCACUCUACCCACCGUGCCCACCCCUUCUGAAGGUACCAAUACCAGUGGGGCAUCUGAGUGUGAGUCAGUCAGCGACAAGGCUCCCAGCCCUGCCACCCUGCCAGCCACCUCCUCCUCCCUGCCCAGCCCUGCGACUCCCUCCCAUGGCUCUCCCAGUUCUCAUGGCCCCCCAGCCACCCACCCUACCUCCCCAACUGCACCUUCAACAGCCAGUGGGGCCACCACAGCCGCCAACGGGGGCACCUCGAACUGCCUGCAGACGCCGUCUUCCACCAGCAGGGGGCGCAAGAUGACUGUCAACGGAGCUCCUUGCCCCCCUUAACUUGAGGAAAGGGCUCUCCCUCUGCAGCCACCUCUCCAAGCCCCCCUCCCAAUUUUUCUGGGCCCCUUUUUCCACCUCUUCGAUUUUCCCCAGUUCCUCCCAUCUUAGGGGUGGGAGGUGGGUUUUAUAAAUAAAUCUAUAUAUAUGUACAUAGGAAAAACCAAAUAUACAUACUUAUUUUCUAUGGACCAACCAGAUUAAUUUAAAUGCCGCAGGAAACAAACUGUGUGUGUGUAUGUGUGUGUGUGGGGGGUGUUCAUUUUAGGGGGUCUUGUGUAAUUUGCUCUGCUCCUUUUGGGGGUGCCUGGAGGUGAUCUCCAGAGGUCCCUGGGUUCUAUUUCCCAAGACAGACAUUGGGGCCCCAAAGACCCCAAAGUUUCAGAAACAGCACUAGCUGGCUGGGUGUGGGUUCUACCAUUUUUCUAACCAUCUGGGCUGCUCCCUGCCACUGCCCAGCUCCCCCCCCCCCCACAAUUGUUGAAUGUCCAGAGAAUUGCUAAGACAGUGCCUUUUACAAGUGCGGUUUGUCCCCUGGCUCUGAGGAGCACAAGUGGCAAUGGAGAAGGCAUCUCCCUUGGCCCCUCGGACAGUGGAAACUUUGUGCAAAGUGUAGACAGAUAGUUCUGCCCCCCCUCCCCCCGUGUGUGGCCUUUGCAUCAUAUAUCUUGUGGGAGAGAAGAUUCGGGCAGUGGCAGGACCCAGCCCUCGAAAGUCCACGUGUGACUCUGGCAUUGCGACUGCUUCACCCUUGGUGCCCUGUUCUGGCCCAGGAACCCUCACUAGCAAGACUGGAGGUGGAACUCACUGGGGCCUAGAGAAGAGGGGUAGGAGUAGAUCACCUCAGACGAGCACAGAUCCCAGUUCUGCCAAAGGCCCACAGCCCUCCAGCCCCCUCCCUCCCCCAAGCUGAGGCUGAGCCAGGACAGAACAGAGGCAUCAAGAAGCACAAGAAAAUGAAGUGUGAGCUGGCCACCUGAGAGGUCAGCAGACUACCCAUGAGGGGCUGACCCCUGCCCACCUGGUUUUCCUCAUGUACACAGAUCUGGGAGCAAGUGAAGGAGGCUGGGCUAUCAGCCCAGGUGUGGGGUGAGGACUCCCUGUGGUCCUGAGUCUGAGGUCCUUUGUACCCUCCUGCCCUGGGUCAUUUGUAUCUCUUGGCUUUGUAAUAAAUGCUGCGUACUCUC
Jaculus jaculus (lesser Egyptian jerboa) is the source of this 2535-nucleotide messenger RNA. It is a transcript of the gene Pcgf2, whose product is annotated as polycomb group ring finger 2. Gene Ontology annotation, biological process: negative regulation of transcription by RNA polymerase II. The transcript has 10 exons. Bases 320 to 1351 code for a protein of 343 amino acids. NCBI's taxonomy places the organism in Eukaryota, Metazoa, Chordata, Mammalia, Rodentia, Dipodidae. Gene Ontology annotation, cellular component: PRC1 complex. The record is from RefSeq and is a predicted model, not a curated record. Gene Ontology annotation, molecular function: promoter-specific chromatin binding.